Molecule: messenger RNA, 4116 nt
Organism: Porites lobata
Lineage: Eukaryota; Metazoa; Cnidaria; Anthozoa; Scleractinia; Poritidae
Source: the annotation of a GenBank genome assembly
AUGGACAACAUGAUAGUUAAGAUGUAAGGAGUACCGAGUAUAAAACUGCUUACUUGUUUUUUGAUCGGUCCAGGGAGGCACUCUGUGAAAUCGGGAGCGAAAUGGAUAUAAGGACUAGGGAUACAGUCUACUCUCGCCUUGCGGACACCCUGCUAUUACGGGCACCCCGGCAAUAUGAACAGCCACUAAAUCCCUCCCUAUUGCGGACUUUUGUUUGCUAUCAAGGACACUAACUCGGGGCCCCGAGAGUGACCUCAAUAAACGAAAGUUGACCACACAGGGUUGAGCCCUGAUUUUUGGACUACAUUAGAAUAGGAGUUUCAUUGAGAAAUAAAGGCACAAUUUAGUGGCAUUAAUAACCUCCUGCUCUUGUACGUUGGUGUAAUUUUACUUCAGAAUCCCUCAGGCUUUUCCUUUCUUUUGAAAACGAGGGCUUUGUUUUUUAAAAACCUCAACGGGAUUACCAAAUUUUUCAUAAAGGAUCAAUCGAAAUGAAUUCAGGUCUAAGCAGUAAAAAGACGCCAUCUCGUGUCAUCAUUGCACACGGGAUAUGAAGCGAGGACCUGUUAAGAUCAUUUUAAGAACAUAUUAAAGAAGAUACAUGUCUAUCUUAGAUAUAAUUACCUGUGGACAACUGGAAAAGACCGUGUUAAACUUCUGUCUAGUAGUAUGACGCAGUAGUGAAUAAAUAAAAUGCUGUUUGUCAGUUAAUUGUUUUGCCUUUUCAUGUUUGGUAUGCAUUAUAACUGGAAACGGGGAGAAAAGAAGGUGUAAACGGCAGAAGGGAGUUUGAGGUAGGAAGAGCGGGUAAUAAGGCGCAGAACAGAGCCAUAUUGAGGGACCGAGUUUAGGCGACUUAUAACUGGCGUCCGUUACAAAUAAAAGAAUUAAGACAAUAGGGAUCUUAAGAUUGAGGUUUUUCAGCAUUUCCCGAGAACCGCGAACGUCAAGAAGUCACCUGACCAGGACCUUGCCGUCAGGUCUGCGGUUUGAGGUUCACGUUUGUACGGCUGGACCACGCUCCGGAGGGACGUGAUUUACCGCAAGGUUUAUUACACCCUAAAACAUCACAGUCCCACGUUUGAGAAGAAAGACGACUUUUUAGAACUCUUUUGCUUAUUGAUAAUCGAAUUUCAUUUUCAAAAAACUGUAAUUUUGAAGGCAACAAUUUCUCAGCUAAAAUAGAGGUAAGCGGAUGAAUGAAAACAAAAACAGCAGCCGCGAGCUACCACCCGCGAAUCUUAAACCCCAAAUAUGGCCAGACCGAUAGUGUGAACCGGGACGUGUGAAGAUAUACAUGUACUCGUUUCGUACCUACAAGACUAAACCAGCCUUUUAAUUACUAUUUUAGUUUCUCGCAUCUCUGGAAUUCAAGAUAACGGUUUGGGGAUCAACGGACUAAUUGUUAUAGACGUCACUGAAAUAAUGUACUGCAUAAUGGUAGUCAGUUCUUGGUGUUGCAGAGAAGAAAACUUAUCAAUACCCACAAAACAAAACAAAAGUGUCGGUGUCCGUAACACCAAGAAACACCCAAGAUAACAUAUAGAUUUCUGACCAGUACUCCAUAGAAAAGUGCAAGAGUACGAUUUUUAGGCGACUUGACCAAAGAAAACAGGAGUCAGGAACUGAAACGUUACGACAAGGACCACAUCAGCUGCCAUGAACUGAUCGGAUGGACUCAUGAUCAGGAUUCUUGCUCCACUUUUUACGAGAAAUAAAGAAGCGUUCUUAUAAGAAAUAUAUGAACAUGGCGCGUUGUAAAUUCGUUGUACAACGAAGGCGAAUGGUCACCUGGGGUGCUACAUACUUCAAAGGUCCAACUAAGAUGGAUCACUUUGUCGUUAGACCCUUCUAACUAAAAUGGUUUAAAUAGAAGCAUGGGAUUGAGAUGGGAAAGGACCACAAGCUUGUUUCAAAGAAAUGAAAGAUGGUAAUUUUUAAGCUCGGUGAAACAAAUGUGAAAAUGAAAUGAUCAGCAUGUCACAACCGUGGGACAAAGAAAAAUCUGAGUGCCAGGCAGAAUUCGAACCUAUGACCUCCCAAACACCGGGCGGGCGCUCUAUCCACUUGAGCUACGGAGAACUCGUGGAGAGCGAGGCCAUAUACUAGGUUCAUAUUAUUAUUUAUAUUAAGAGAUCAUUCAACUUUGCCUUCCAUUUAUUUUUGGGGGUUCGGAUCUGAACCAAUGUGUCGAAUUGAAAUCUUGUCUCUUCAUUUCUCAAUUACAUUCAAACUAUUCAAUCGUUUCUGAUUGUCUCCAGUCCCGCCGCUAAAUCCUCAUAACCGGCACACGGUUACCAUCAUUUGGAAGAUGUAGCUACCAUCUAUUUUCCUUGUCACAAUCACGCACUAAUUCUAGGCAUUGCACACUGUUCAAACAACGACAGAUUUCGUUGGGUAUAAGUAGCUACCAGAAUAGCGUGAUAUGUUUGAUUUUAAGCUAGUCAGUUCUUCCCGUACGUGUUUGACCCCUGUACUAUACAUAGCCAUUUAUUUUUAUUUAUUUAUUUAUUUAUUUUUUUUACCUCCUGCUACACAAGUUUCACUUCCUUGGCUUUUCGAAUUCGCCGCAGUCAUUGUUCCUACCCUUCUUCCUCCUUGUCUGCCUUAGCCUUCAAUAUCCAUACAACAUUUGUCUGUGACGUUUCUUUCGGAGAGCCCAUGCACUAAUAGGGACACCCGGACUUACGGACACCAUGGCAUGUCCCUUCUGUUUCCCGUAUUAACCGCGGGUUCCCUUGUAAGUUCUUUUUGAGAAGUAAAAUAUAUGUUUUUCCUGAUCCUUUUUUCCGAGCUUUUGGUAUGGUGAGAAGCAAAUUGACACCAGUUUUUUUGUUUUUAAUCGUCUAUCCUCUUGGGUCAUUACAUUGUCAAAGCUUCGCAGUAGUGGAUCCAUUCACCUGGGGCUCGUGCUCGUAAAUCUACGACAACACUUUGACAAUGUUGUGACCAAAUUUUUGCGAAAAAAACUAGCGUCAAUGUGAUGAACUGAACCAGUUUUUGUGCAUAAAAUUUUUAUUUAACCUACUAUUUUCCUACUUCAUCGGAUGUAGCAGAGCAUUCAUCCAUUUGCAGUGUGGUGCGCGUUAUCCCAGUUCGUGUGGGGUGGAGUCAACCGAGUAAACUUGACUACAAAGUAGGGUGAAACCUUAGGGAAAUGGGACUUAGUUCGAGCUAGCGGGGAAUUCGAGUUAUCGGGGUUCUACUCAGUGUGAAUGCCUGGCGUCGAGCUUCCAAAGGGAGUCAGAUAACGCGGAUUUUAGGUUAUUGUCAAUUUAAUGACUCUUAAUAAACAACCAUUCAAAAAGUGGUGUAGAAACAAGUUCCGGUUAAAAAAAAAAAAUAGUGGCAUCGCCAAGACUCUCCGCAUUGAAAAUAUGUCCUUUCGAUGGAUAUAAAAAGAACUAUCCUGUUGCAGUCUACAAAGAUUUUCUCUUGAAAGCCCAGGGAAAAUAAAUGACAUCGCGACGAGCAAAAUUCAUCGCUUGCGCUAUAAUUGAGUACUGCAGUAGCCUGCGUAUCAGGCGCUUGACAAAUAUGGUUUCUAAGCUCUCCAUUUCUGGUGGCCAGCGAAACGAACGAAAGAGAACGCGCAAGCAAGCGGCAAAGCAGCCUUUCUUUUUCGCGUCAGCCUGCGAAAGCAGCCGUUUCUCUUCGCUCUGCGCCGCUUGGAACAAGCGUUGUAGAACAUUUUAACCUCAAAGUUAUCCAACGCUUUCAAGCUUUUUCAAGUUUUGAUCAUUUUAACUAUUGUUUUUUUGUUAUAUCAGAAUGCCAAAAUUACACGAGACUGAACAAUGCUGAUAGGAAGAUAACUUAUGGAAGGAACAGUUAUUGUGAUAACGAUAUAGGCACUGGAUGGUUUCGUUUUGAAGGGUCAGCCCGCACAAGGCCGUGCCAACUUCAUGUCCACCUGUCCAAAGGUGUAACACUGAUGUUACAGGCUGGUUGGAGGGUAGUCACCCCACAGUAGCAGAAGGUCAGGUCAGCAGGCGGGUGUGUUUUCACUACGUUAAUAACUGCUGUCACUGGGCAACAAACAUCUAUGUGAGAAAUUGCAGUUUAUGUUAUGUGUACUAUCUUAGUGUUACAUAUUCUAUCAUUUCACUUAAGUAG